AUGCAUUUCCCUUCCAUCCUCGCCACCCUCGCGGUUGCUGUGUCCACCACCUCGGCCAUCAACGUCCGCUCGCACACGGGCAACUCGUGCUCCGGCGAAUGGAGCCAGUGCAACAACAUCGCCGCGGGCCGCUGCUGCCGCUUCAGCAGCUCGCUGCGUAAAAACAGCAUCUCCAUCACCGAGGCAUGUAUCCCCGCUCCUCCUCUUCUUCCCCCUUUCCCCCGCCUUUUUACAGCAUUUAACCCACUCAUCUCGUACACGGCCCGCAUCCGCGGCGAAGCCUACCGCGAUGACGGCUGCAGCACCUUUGCCGGGUCGGAACUGUCCCGCGGCGCCAACUGGAUCUGCAUCCCGUACACAAACGCCCGACCCGGGCGACGCACCGGCGGACGCUGGUAUAACUCGUCCACACGGCGCCGUUCCAACGUCAUCGAGGAGGACAAGACGUGCCCGGCCGAGCAGUAUGUCGAGGAAGGCGAGUGCACGACGUAUGUCAUGCCUGACGUGUUUGGGCUGGCGGACGGGACGACGUUCAACAUCACCGGGCUGGACGUUGAAAAGGUUGAGGAGUUGGAGAAACUCGCCGUCUCUGGUGCCGCGAUCGACGCCAUGCCGGCUGAGUUCCAGGCGCUGCGCAGCUCAGAUGUGUAG
This is a messenger RNA of Pyricularia pennisetigena, 651 nucleotides long. RefSeq lists its product as uncharacterized. The coding region runs from base 1 to 651 and encodes 216 amino acids. The transcript has 3 exons. NCBI's taxonomy places the organism in Eukaryota, Fungi, Ascomycota, Sordariomycetes, Magnaporthales, Pyriculariaceae. The record is from RefSeq and is a predicted model, not a curated record.